UGCGCCGGAUACUACCUAUAUAAUCUCGCAUCCCCGUCUCUCACACACCGUUUCGCACGCACUCGCACUUUUGGCAUCUCUUCCCCCACCUUCCACAUCUGUUGACCGGAGUACCAGGAAUUAUCACAAUUGCAAAAAGAAGCGAAAAUCCGGGGCACAAUGGCUGAUGAACCCACGCUUCCUACCCUUCCUCCUCCACUCCCGGUCGGCGACAGAAAGAAACGGAGGCGGAACCUGGACUCUCCUCCCACUCAAUCCUCCGCCUCGAGUGACCCGGCUUUCUUCUCUAGUGACGACGAUCCGGCACUCGACAACUAUCACCACAAUGGACGCCGCAAGAAGCGGUACGUGGGCACUUGGUUUAACCAGCAGCCGGCCUCAUCAGAUUCCGCCAUGGGAGAGGAAUCGCUCCCAAGCUACCCUCCGCCUCGCCGCAACAGACCUCCACAGCCUCAAAAGCGAGAAUUUCGACGACAGCUCGACAGUGGUGUCUGGAUGGGGACAGAGGGUUCCCUUACCGACACGGAUGACAGCUUCGACCUAGAGCCCGCUGCUGCCAAAUUUCCCGUCGCGUCGCCACGAACAAAAGUUCUAGUAUCCGCCCCACCCACCUUCUCGCCGCAGGAGCUGGCAGCCCAACGGAUUGCCCGUACCUGUGUCGAGCGUGGGACCGAGCAGGUUGAUCUCAGUUCGCUGAGCCUGGAGACCGUUUCGCCAGAAGUAGUGAAGCUCAUCUCCGAAAUCUCCCCCAUCCCCACCGUUACCAGGGAUGUCGCCUUCGAGCAGAGGGAUCCCGAAAUCCAACUGUACCUUUCUCAGAACCUCUUCCGGAGCUUUCCCACCGCGAUUCUCAAUCUCGAGCACUUGACUUUGCUCAGCCUCCGGGCAAACAAUCUCGAUCAAAUUCCGCCGGCGAUCGGGAAGUUGACAAACCUCGAGGCCCUCAACCUUGGCCAGAACUUCAUCCGCGUCUUCCCCGGCGAGAUGCUAAACCUCCUCCACCGCGGUAGCAAACUCCGCAAUUUGGGUUUCCAGCCCAACCGGUUCUGGCAACCCGACACCACCAUCGCCACCGCUGACACCAUCGCUACUACUACAGCGCGCAGUGACGAGUACGACAACCUAACAUAUCCCAACCGCCCUACCACCAAGCUCGAGUCGUCCUGGUCUGGCAUGACAACCAAGAUCCACUCCCGGAGCGCUGUUCAGUUCAUGGACGGCACCCACCAAACGCUCUCCCGCUUCGCCCUUCCCGACAUCCCGGGCGCACGCGGUGCUCCCAUCGAGCUAGAAUCCCUGACCUCUCUCGCCGUGCCGAAGGAGUUCGCCCCCAAGAUACGCCAGUCGACCACUCCCACCAACAAGGCUUUCAACCCCAAGGGCGCCCGGUCACUGUUUGAGCUCGCCCUGCGCGCAGGCAUCACCUCGCCGCAAGUUGAAGAGGUCCGGGCCUGGGCCCUCCACGCCGAAGAUGCCCCGAGACACUUCUCUCCCGUGGUGGAGCGCGCCGUCAAGAUCCACCGCGAGGGCGGCGUCCGUUGUGCUGUCUGUGGCCGCGACACCUUGAUCCCCAUGGCCCAGUGGGUCGAGUUUCGCCGUAUUGGACGCACCACGAUCACGGUCGAUGCGGAUGGCAAGGAGGUGGAGAAGUUUACAGAAUUGGGAGGUGCGGGUGAGGAGCUCCCGGUGCCGUUCCUCAUGGUGGGCUGCUCAUGGUCGUGUAUCCCAGCCAAGCUGGAGAAGGAGGUGGAUGUGAAGGGCACCACUUGAUGCGGAGGAGCCGUUAUCACAGGGCACUGCGUAGUUUCAACGGGUUCAUGGUUCAAAGGGGAGCUCAAAGGGUCAUUGUCUGGCAGGGAGAUUCAAGAGGCGUUCAUGGGGGAUGACGACGGGGGGAUGACGAUGGAGGAGGAUGACUACGGAGGCUAUCUAGGCGAUGGCUUUAUACCCAGAGGGGAGGAUGGCUGGUGUUUCGGGUCAAAUAGCGCUUGAGGCGGAGGCUCAAGUUUCGUGUACUUCUGCAAUUUUCAGUGCUCGUUCAGCUGCGGGAACCUGCCACUACAGCGGAAUGUAGAAUAUCGUAAAAUUUCAAAAAACAAAAACAAGACAGCGCUUAGAAGACCAAAAUCGCCUAAAUCCCAAUGCAUUUUACAGCAAUUCCUAUUUGUCAAGCA
Chaetomium fimeti is the source of this 2174-nucleotide messenger RNA. RefSeq lists its product as uncharacterized. NCBI's taxonomy places the organism in Eukaryota, Fungi, Ascomycota, Sordariomycetes, Sordariales, Chaetomiaceae. The record is from RefSeq and is a predicted model, not a curated record. Bases 160 to 1770 code for a protein of 536 amino acids. The transcript has 2 exons.